Messenger RNA from Symbiodinium necroappetens, 561 nucleotides. NCBI's taxonomy places the organism in Eukaryota, Dinophyceae, Suessiales, Symbiodiniaceae. The record is from the annotation of a GenBank genome assembly.
AUGAGCCUUUGCCACGGAAGUGCCCUGGAGGAAAUCUCGGGCGAUGUGGUAGAGCUAGCGGUCAUCGACGUCAUGGGGCUGGAUAGUCAGACUUUGAAUCACCUUUGGGAGUGCAGCGAAGUCCACAAGUUCAAUCGUGUGGAGGUGUGCCUGCACCUGCUGCAGACGCUGAUCACCAAGGCCUUGGAUGAUGGUAUCUUGAAGAUCCCACCGCCAAUUCUGUCUCGUGUCUAUCAGACCAUCUCACGAGGCUUCGUGAAUCUCCUGAACACGAAGAAGAUCACCGACACCAAGUUUCCGUAUCCCUUUGCGCAGAUCAUCGCAGUCUUCUUGCUCGUUCACAUACUCCUCACGCCAGCAUUGAUUUCUGCUUCAGUCCCACACAGAUUCCUAGCGCCAGUGUUCACAUUUCUAGCUGUCUUCGGAAUGUUCUCCCUGAUGCUUGGCGAGGAUGGAGCAUCGUUUUUUGUUUGCAGCGCUUCAUACCUGAACAUACCACGGAACUCGUAUAGUCAAGCCGAGUAUUAUACAUACAUAUAUAUAUAUAUGUUUGUAACAUAA